CGGGCUCUUUGGGGUACUGUUAUCUUCAGUGUAGCGAUUAUCGAGGUUGUUUGUACUCUUCGUCUCCUCGCGGCAUCGAAACUUGCUGAUGUGACUGCGCCGAGUUCGGAUUUUCUUUCUUUACAGCGUCAAGAAUUUGGGAUCAUCGAGAUUACACCGGAUUUCGAUAACCGGUUAUUAUCCGACAAUCCGGAUUAGUUAACUUGCCGACGAUUCGCUGCUCUGUUCGGCAAUUACGGUUCGACGAUUACAUUCAAGCAUCUUGCGUUAAUUAACUUUACUCAGUGACUAACGAAUUUUAAUGAUACUACGUUUUGUAUACAGCAGACAUCAAUGUCACGUGUGCGGUAGUAUGGUAAUGGCACUGAUUACGCGGAAUUCCUGAAUGAUAUGACUAAUUAGUUUUAUUGUCACUCGACUUCGGACGCUGGACUUCGUGAUGUUUAGCAUGUCAGAGGCGUGCAGUCAGUGAUAGCUAACCGUGAUUCACAUCCAAGGACCGCUUGCGGAGGAGUUCCGCGUGCUUCUGAGCGAACGUCGGCGUCCAAAAGUUUCGCGGGGGCCUUCGAAAAUGUCACGAGGUCAGGCGCAUCCGCAUCGAACUCGAGCAGAAUUCUAUUGUUAUGUAAAUUUCACUUGAGGCGCCAAAGCGAGGAUUUGUGUGAAAUUAAAGAAUAUUCACGGAGUGGCUUGUGACAUUCUUCGUGACGUGAAGAAAAGCUGUUUUUUUUAUCGAGGCGCUUCAAUCGCAAAUGUCUUCAAGUCAUCAGUGCGGAUUUUGGCUCAUUUUGUUAACGUUGUUGUUCGUUUCGCGCUCGACUUUCUGGCGCGAACCUCAUGCACUCACGUUCGUGUUAAUCGCGCUCCUGAAAGUCGUCAAAGCAGUUCGAUCUCGUCGCUGGUUAUUAGAUCAUCGACGGAAUCCGCGCACAACGGCCCGUAUUCAGGCCCGCCUACGCGCUUGAUGACCGCUCAAAAAGAAAAGUAUCGAUACUUUCGUUCGCUGACAUCACCGACAAUUAUUAUUUCAUGACUCGCGGAAGGAGCGAAAAGUCGGUAAAGCCCCAGCAUGGCCAGCAGAUGACUGUUAGCCGAGCCGGUGCUCGUACUGACUCUAAUAUGAGCGAAGUAGUGGCAGUAACGCCGACUGGUGGACCUACGCGCCAGGAAAGCGUAACACACAUCAAGAGGCACAAACUAACCAACUGUAAUGUUCCUCUCGUACACGGCCGGCCGAAUCCGUCGAUCAGUCCACGCAGCAGACUGACCACGCAUCAACGAAACCAAAGCUUGGACUUCAGAUCAAUGGGCAUUAUACUACCACCGGUAUCUCAGACGAACGCGACGACGUCGACGCACCAUCACAGGAACCGCAGCCUCGACUCCGCGCUGCAACGGAUUCCGGAAGUGGACGUAACACCCAGUCCAGAAUGCGAGAAUCCAGCGCCGGUCGCUAAGACGACCGCGUCGUCGGGACCUUGUAAGGGACGUAGUCGGGAACGCGAAGACCUAGCUAGUCUCGGUUCCGACGACUCCGGUAUCUUGUGCGGUUCCGACAGCGGCUCGAGCGACGCGACCAACGCCGCCACCCGCGAGUCCAGCGUGGACCAUUUGCACAGCCGCGAGAGUCUCGACUCGUCUGUGUCGCAACCGGGUGACAUGUAUUCCGUGGACGUGGUGGACGGUGCUGAGAACAGUGAUGUGUCGGUGUCGGUAUCGGUGCCGGUGUCACCCGUGGAACUGUCCACGCGUCUCGCUGAUGAGUCGCCAAUGUCUCCCAAGGACGAAACAGUCAGUGACAGUGACCAUCAUUCCCGGCGCGACGACGCGAACGCUGAACGUUGCUUGCAGGAGCCGCGAUCGAGCGUUACGCGAGAACGUGAUGUUCAUUGCGACUACCAGCAGCAGGAGCGCGUUCCCGAGAUCACCACAGUUGUCUAUCACCAUCCAAGCGCAAUGCAGGUAUUGUCGGCAGUGGCCGACAACACUCAGAGCGAGUUAGCUGGUGCAGCCAUGACCCUUUGUUGCGGCGCGGCGACGCAGCAGGAAACCGAAACGGUGAAGAAACAGCAACCGGACAUCGUUCGCCGACAGCAGGAGACGAAACAGCCGAAACCGUCGGAAGGUUGUCUACUGCGGCUCUUUGAAAGUCAGAUAUUCGACAUGUCUAUGGCUAUCUCUUAUUUGUUCAAUUCCAAAGAACCUGGCGUGCAAAGUUAUCUAGGUAACAAAAUGUUCAGUUUUCCGGAUAACGAUGUGGACUUUUACUUACCACAGCUAGUUGUGAUGUAUAUACAACUUCAUGAUGUAACAGAAGUUCUUUAUCCAUAUCUUGUCCAUAGGUGUAGACAAUCUGCAGAUUUUUCGUUAAAAUGUGCUUGGCUGUUAGAUGCGUACAGCUCCGAUGCUCAUUUGCCAUCAAAGAAGAAGUCUCAUGGGACCAAAUUAAAAAACCUUAUCCUGUCAGAUGAACUCAGGCCAAAGGGAAAUGAGAGUCGAAAGCAACGUAUCGUUGGUUUGCAAGUUCCUGCGCCGCCACCAUUGCCCUCGACGCAAAACCUUACGUCUCCGAAUAAGAAAACCCACCAAAGAUCUCAGUCCGACGCUACUGGAUUGUUCCAGACCAUACGCCGUAGUCAUUCCGGUACAAUAAAUAAAGUAAGUCUUGGGGACCUGAGCUCUGGUCGAGCGUUUGACAACGGCUGUACCUGCUUUUAUUCCUGCCAAGGUGUGGUGAACGAUUUGCGAGGCCAAAAGACCGAUUGUUUCUGUAAUGCACCCCGACUCGCGCCAGAACUCGAAUUUAUUCAAGCGUUAAUAUCAAUCGGCAAAUUGCUCGGCACCAUCCCGACGAAGGAAAGUAAAACCGUUCAAUUAGUGGCGGAGCUCAAUACGCUCAAUUUGAAUCUCCCCGCGAGGGUGUGGCUUCCUUUACAUAGCACGAUACCACAUCAUAUCGUGCGAGUUCCGCCGCAAUAUGCCGCCGUUCUCAACAGCAAGGAUAAGGCACCCUAUAUAAUAUACGUAGAAGUAUUAGAAGUGGAGGAUCUGUACACAUCACCAGUGCCAACGAAAAUAAUGGGGAGCUCAUUGAGGCACACCAAGUCUGAGGAAAACUUGACAGGUGGCGAGCAGUCCAAUACGAUGGCAUCGUCUAAUAACAUAUCCACUUCCGACAGUCAGCAGAAUUCGACGGUAUCGUCCGCGCUACGGCAAACUCCGGUGAAAAAUAUUUCGCCGUAUUCUGUUCGGAAUACAGACGUAGCGUUUAAUUUUCCCGACGACGAUCCGAACGACUGCUGGAGUCAGGAAGAUGACGAGAUUACGCAGCAGUAUCUGCAGCUUCGCAAGCCGAAAGACCGGGAUACCAUAUCGCAACUGAGUCAAGAUUCGUCCGACAGCAGGGAACCGAUCUUUGUUCCGGGCGACAUUAAGAGGCGAUUGAGCGAAAUGGCAGCUAUGCCCAGCGCGACGUUCAAUCACGAUCCCGAGGACCCGUCGGCAGCCGUCCUUAAGGAACCGUGGGAGCAGAAACAACGACGCAUCAGAGCUUCCAGUCCAUACGGGCACUUGGCGUCCUGGAGGUUGCUUGCGGUGAUCGUGAAGUGUGGCGACGAUCUCAGGCAAGAACUUCUUGCCUCACAGUUGCUUUCGAUGCUGCAAAAAAUUUGGCAGGACGAACGGGUACCGCUUUGGGUACGGCCGUACAAAAUACUGUGCCUGUCCAACGACAGCGGUCUGAUCGAGCCGAUUCUGAACACAGUGUCGCUCCAUCAGGUGAAGAAGCAGUGCCAAUUGACGCUUUUCCAAUACUUCGAACGGGAGUUUGGUCCGUCUACCUCGGAAUCGUUCGGCAUAGCGCAGAAAAAUUUCAUUCAGAGCUGUGCUGCGUACUGUUUGGUUAGCUAUCUCAUCCAAGUGAAGGAUCGUCACAACGGCAACAUCCUGCUACACAGCGACGGCCAUCUAAUUCACAUAGACUUCGGUUUCAUCCUGUCGACGUCGCCUCGUAAUCUGGGUUUUGAGACCAGUCCGUUCAAACUAACGCCCGAGUUCGUCGAGGUGAUGGGUGGUAAUCAAUCCAAGAUGUUCGAGGAGUUUAAGAGUUUGAUUCUUCAAGGCUUGAUCGCGGCACGGAAGCAUAUGGAAAAGAUAGUAAAUCUCGUCGAGAUCAUGUUGUCGGGCUCUCAACUUCCGUGCUUUCGCAGUGGUGGGGCGGCGACUGUUCAAGGUCUCAAGAAUAGGUUCCACCUCACGCUAACGGAGGAUCAAUUACGUCGGCAUGUCGAGGAUUUGGUUGAAGGCAGCAUUCACUCGUGGUCCACUAAACUCUACGAUCGAUAUCAAUACUUUGCAAACGGCACUCUUUAAUAUCAAGGCUAAUCCUUUCUCUUUCUCUGUCUGUUGUGUUUCGGCUAAGACUCUUGCGUAAAGUUGAAACGAAGGACAUCGAUUCGGCAACGUGGUACUCUUCCACAGUUUUUACAUACACUUUUAUAGCGGGGUUGACCAAUCGGCGGCGCGCGUGCCGGCGUUUGCGUGCUUUCGCGUUCACUGUAUUGCCUAAGUAAAUUUAUUCUGUGUUAUUAUUAUAGCUGCAAUAAUAAUCUGGCGCGAAAGAAUUUGCAUUUAAUUGGCAUAUUGUAUAAUUAAUAGUAGUUUACCGUUCAUUUUAAUUUGCAUUAAAAAAACCAUCUUUGCAGCCCUCUUUUAUUUGCUGUAAAUUAUUGUAUCUCGAGGGACUGCUUCUGUCGCUUUUUACAAUUUGUAAGUAAAGAUUAAUCUUUUCGAUUACGUCCAGUGAUGAUUGCGCGAAGAAAUUCUUUCUGGGCACGCGUCAGCUGAUUUCGGUUGGGCAGCGCUGUUUUCUAGCAUUCCACAAGCACAAAUGACGUUUAAGAUGGGAAUACUGCUUUCCUCUUGAAUAUGUAAGAUAGCCUCGAUUAGGCUAGGUAUAGAAUUCGAAUAGAUUAUUCUUCUUUGAGUUUAAUGUUAUUCCUUGCUUUCGUGGCGGGCGAAACGAUAUGAAAUAUUUUUAGCCAAAUUCAGAGCGGUCUCGUGGUGUCUGAUAAAUUAAAGGCUUUCAUUAGUGAGAGAUGGGAGAUAAGUGUUUUGAAUGAGAAAACAUGAAUCGGUUUAAAUGGUGAUGAGCCUCGUUGAAAGUUAAAAAUAUUUAUCGUCGUUUGAGAAGUUGGAAGAUGAAAGAAGGAAUAAUCUAUGGGCCUUUUGGUACCCAGUUGAUCACAUAUAUCCACUAUAUAUACAUAUAUAUAUAUACAUAUAUAUAUAUAAUGUUUUUUGUUCGAUACAUUAAGACUGCUGUUUACGUAUGCCUCGAUUGACAAAUUACGAAUUAGCUAUUGCCGGUGCAGACGUGGCGUCGUCUAUUGACUGAGCGUUGGACUGCUAAGUCGAGUGUAGCUUAUAAACAGCGUAAUUUGUUAAAGGUGCCUUAUUUGUGUAGAGAACGAUGGGGAUGAUCAAACGUAGACACAGUGAAGUGGCGUGCACGUGGCAAUCUAAAACUGGAGCUGAUCGAUCGUGAAGCGGACAAUCUGUAAUUUGUAUAUAUAACAAAUUAAAAGGAAAACCGAAGCGAAAGAAUGAAGGGAAAGAGUUUCGUGAACUUUCGUAGAUAAUUCGCGGCAAUAAAAAAGUAGGAUCUAUCCUGCUACCAGCGGUAGAACGAAAUCAAUGAAUCUCCAUUUCAGAGGAGAUUCUAAGGCGAUUUUGGCAAGCGCAUGAGCAAGAGCUACGUACAAAACAGGCUCGGAUAUUAGUGGGAGGCGAAUACUCAAAAUAUUUCCUACUUCGUAGAUUAUAAUAUACUCUUCGAUAAAUACAUCUAAUUGUACGUGGUAUGAAUUAAGGAUAAGCAUUAUACAUAUAGCGAAUCUUAA
Messenger RNA from Odontomachus brunneus, 5900 nucleotides. It is a transcript of the gene fwd, whose product is annotated as phosphatidylinositol 4-kinase beta. The transcript is spliced from 13 exons. The coding region runs from base 1030 to 4371 and encodes 1113 amino acids. Lineage: Eukaryota; Metazoa; Arthropoda; Insecta; Hymenoptera; Formicidae. Gene Ontology annotation, biological process: phosphatidylinositol-mediated signaling; phosphatidylinositol phosphate biosynthetic process. The record is from RefSeq and is a predicted model, not a curated record. Gene Ontology annotation, molecular function: 1-phosphatidylinositol 4-kinase activity. Gene Ontology annotation, cellular component: membrane; cytoplasm.